Saccostrea cuccullata (small rock oyster) is the source of this 1233-nucleotide messenger RNA. Its product is annotated as adhesion G-protein coupled receptor G2-like. Gene Ontology annotation, cellular component: membrane. Gene Ontology annotation, biological process: G protein-coupled receptor signaling pathway; cell surface receptor signaling pathway. The transcript has a single exon. Lineage: Eukaryota; Metazoa; Mollusca; Bivalvia; Ostreida; Ostreidae. The record is from RefSeq and is a predicted model, not a curated record. Bases 112 to 1143 code for a protein of 343 amino acids. Gene Ontology annotation, molecular function: G protein-coupled receptor activity.
AGCAACAUAACAGAACUAAUAACGGAGAAAGAUCGAUGUUCGAAUUCAAAUUAUGGUUCAUUAUGGAGUCAUAUAUUUCAAUAUCGUGCAGCUCAUAUCACUGACGCAUUAAUGUGCAAACAGGUGGAAUUGAAAUUAGAGGAGUUUGAAUUUGAUAGCACUCAAAACGCGUUGUUUUUAAAGAGUUACGAUAUUUCUCUGUCUGCUGUUAAUGCCGAUAUCUCAGAGAAUGGCACUCUCAGAGUUUGUGUUGAUGACCUGCUGACUAAAUUCAAAACGGGAAAGAAUUUGAGAAUUUUCAGUAAACUCUCUGCUGUAUUUUCUAUCUUGUCGUGUGUAUGUCUAUUGAUAACGUUCCUCACGUAUUGCUUCUUUCGUGAACUAAGAUCACUUCCAGGAAAAACGAUAAUGGUUCUUGUGUCUACCAUCUUUGUCAUCAAUAUUGUGUCUCUGGCGAGUUACGGGGAAGACAAGAACAGCACAAAAUGUACCGUCGUAGGUAUUCUUCUUCACUAUCUCUGGCUCUCAUCCUUUACGAGUAUGAACACCUGUUGUUUCCACAUGUAUCGGGUGUUUCAGGCCAGAGUGCCACUGCUGAUGAACAAGUACCUGUUUAUGAAGUACUGCAUUUACAUCUUUCUCCUUCCACUUUGUACUGUUAUGGGGAAUAUGAUUGCUAUGUUUUCAAGUCGGAAGAAUGUUGGUUAUGGAAAGCAAAUCUGUUUCAUAGAUGGAAUGAUGUCCUUGAUAAUUACUUUUCUAGUUCCGGUUGGUUUACUCUGCAUCAUUAACGUGUUUUUCUUUACACAGACGAUACGUGCAAUUAAACGUUCUCCAACAGUUUCUAACAAUAAACCCGAAAGGAACGAUUUUUUGAUAUGUGUACGCUUAUUUCCUAUAACAGGAGUCUUCUGGCUUUUGCAGAUCUUAGACGGUAUUUUACCGCCAAGUUAUUUUACGUACAUUAUAUCCGUCUUAAACACAUCACAAGGCGUGUUCAUAUUCCUGGGUUUUGUUUGCAAUAAGAGGACACUUUUUAUGUACAAAAAUGUAUUUAAGGAAAAGACAGGGAGUACUAAAACUACAGAUCUCAGAAGUGCGUGUGAAACACCCAAAAUGUUAACAAGUGAAAACAGUUGCUAGUUUUGGACAUCAAAUUAUACAACCGAUGAAACGCACAUUUAUAUUUUACUCAGUAUGUGUUGUGUUUAUUAAUUCUUAUAAAGUACUUUU